AUGAAUCCAAUCAUAUAAGAUCUCUUUACAUAAAUUAAAGAAUUAUAUCCAUGUAAUAUAUUUUAUUACUUUAGAGUAAGAAUUGGUAGAAUUUCAUUAAAAAUUUAAAGAAGAUGAUGAAUUUUAAAAAAUCAUAAUGUAAACUAAAAGUACUAAAAGUCUAUUCGAAUCUACAGAUGAUCGAUCAACUUUGAUUGAUUAAUUAAGAAACAUUAUCAAUGAAACUAAAAUUGCUCAUAAGUAAUCUCUUCUUUCAGCUAAAUAGUUUGAAAUUGCCUCAUCUGAAAAAUAACAAGGUAUUUAUUUUGCAUAAUUCAUUUAAUUAGUCUUUAAUGAAAAUACUCAAUUGAAAAAUGAAAUUAUUUCAAUGGAAAAUUAUAAUUAUGCAUAAAAAAUUGAAUUAAGCUACUUUUAGGAAUUAUAUAAUAUUAUUAUAGAAGAAGAACAACAAAAGAAAAUAGAUUUCUUUGGAGCAAUUUCAAAGGAAUUUUAAGAAAUUUAAAUUUAAUUGGAAUAAGUUUCAAAUGUGAAACGCAAAAAUUAAAUAGAAAAUGAGGAAUUAAAAGAAAAAUUAAAAAUUAAAUAAUAGUAAUUUGAAAAAAGAAGGUAACAUUGUGAUGAAAGCAUUAUGAAAUUAGGUAAGGAUAAUAAAUAUGAAAUAAAAUAGAAUAGGAUAGGAAAGAAAGAUUUAUUAAAAUAUUUUAAGAAAUAAAUUUUAUAAACUAAAACUUUAAUGAUGAUGAGGAGUAGAGUGACUAAUUAGAGAAAUUGAAAAAAGAAGAAGCUCUUAUUGAUUUACAUCUAAAUCCUUAUCUAUAAAAAGAUUAUGAAUAUACAUAAUUAAUAGAAAAAUCAAAUAAAUUGUUUAGUUUAUAUAAUACAGAAGUGAAAAAAGUAAAAAGAUUACAUUUAUUAAAGCUUCUCUAAUAAUGUGAAGAUAAUUAAAAGAAAAGUUUAAAAAAUUAAACAAUAUCUGAAAAAUCUGACAUUUUUAUUGUUGAAUAAGUUAAAGAAGUAUAUUUAUUAAAUAUCAUAGUAUUAAGGAUUAUUGAAAAUUUUAAAAUAAAAAUAAGAACAAAAAUUAUAAUUAGAAAAUUUAAAGUCUAGUCAAUUAAAUAAAUUAUUUUGA
Molecule: messenger RNA, 1129 nt
Organism: Paramecium pentaurelia
Lineage: Eukaryota; Ciliophora; Oligohymenophorea; Peniculida; Parameciidae
Source: the annotation of a GenBank genome assembly